AUGCAGGACCAGGUAAGUGUUGAGCGCACUCGUAUAAAGGCCGGUUUAAAAYGAGAUGAGAGUAUUAAGCGUAUUCGUGCGAUGCACGACCUCGCAUUGCGUUGUGAUCAGGACCCAAGCCUAGUGGACCAGUUAUCACUUCUUAUUGGUGAAAUCGAUGACGUAUGGUCGAAAUUUACUUUCGACAACGACGCGCUGCUCGAUAGUUUGAUAUACUUAGGUCGGGAACAAGAGUAUCCCAUUGAUCAAGUCGCAGAGCUUCGCGAUUUGAUCUCGGUUUCCCGUGCGAUCCUCAAUCGACACAGGUCAGAUCGUAGUUUUGAUGUGUCUAGUCGUCGAGAUUCGUUGACAUCCGUCGCGAGCCAAGAAUCUGUGAAUAAGUUACACCCCAAUGACGACYCAAAAGGUAAUAUUAAACCUAUUGUUAGCGAGGCGGCGCGUAAUCCGACAACGAUAAUUGAACGUAAUAAAACAAGUAGCGGCGAUCGUACCAUUUCUGUUCCUCGAAAUAUGUCGUACUCAAAACCAUCCCGGUUGUCGGAGAUGCCAUUGCCUAUCUAUUACGGUGAUAUAUUUAAAUGGUUGAUGUUUCGUGAUCACUUCGUGUCCAUGGUUGAUCGGGACCCUAAUAUUACGGAUAUAGAUAAAUUUUAUUAUUUAACCGGUUGUUUGAGGGAUAAAGCGUUAGAAGCAAUUUCAGGCAUACCGGUAUGCGCAGAUAAUUACGCACUUGCGUGGUCCACAUUAUCGGCGCGUUUUGACAGACCACGUUUAGUAGCUUCGUCGCUCAUAGACAAAUUKUUAUCGGCACCGAAAUCAUCGAACGAAACAUUGUUCGAACUAAAUAACUUUCUAUUGGUUUUUGACGAGGGAAUCUCAGUUCUCAAUUCAAUGRACCUCCCGAACCUCGGUGAUUUUAUUUUAUUUUCGGUCGCGUCGCGCUGUUUGCCGUCGUACACGAUCAAGCUUUUUGAAGCUCAAUUGUCGAGUAGGUUUCCAACCGUUAGUGAUCUGUUAUCGUUCGUUAAAUCCCGUGUCAACGUACUUGAGUGUGUGCCAAACGAUGCGGCACGCAAAGCAGUAAAGCUCUCAGUGCCACCAAAACAAUCGUACACUUCGAAACCUUCCGUGCCCGGCUUUAAUCAUUCUAAGCGGCCACAAUCAACAUCGUUAGUGUCUAGUGCAGCGUCGUCAAAGCCAAAGGRAUCAURUUCUAUUUGUAAGGGCUCCCAUGUUGUGACUUCGUGUCAGAAAUUUAUCGGUUGGUCCGUAGAAACCCGUGAAAAUUGGGCCCGUGAAAAUCGAUGUUGUUUUCGUUGCUUGCGCGUUGGUCAUUGGUCUCCAGAUUGCAAGUCACCGGUAAAUUGUGACAAGUGCUCUCGCCGACACCACCCGUUGUUACAUCAGGUCGUUACAGUUGCUAUGGCGAGGAGUCACAGUCCAACGCCCGACAAUCGGCAGUCACGCGACGCCCUUCCCGCGCAGUCGUCUUGCGUCGGCAGUGGUUCUCAGCAGUCAUCGUCCGUCAUUUUAGGGACCGUGUUAGUCCACAUUCGUGACUGCGGAGGUGUGUUACACACCGUACGUGCUCUAGUUGAUUCUGCUUCGCAGAUUAGCGCGAUCACCGCCGACUGUUCCUCCCAACUGGGAUUACGAGUAACUCGUUGGACCGCCCCUAUUUCUGGUCUAUCUG
Messenger RNA from Diuraphis noxia (Russian wheat aphid), 1693 nucleotides. RefSeq lists its product as uncharacterized. Gene Ontology annotation, molecular function: nucleic acid binding; zinc ion binding. Lineage: Eukaryota; Metazoa; Arthropoda; Insecta; Hemiptera; Aphididae. The record is from RefSeq and is a predicted model, not a curated record. Gene Ontology annotation, biological process: DNA integration.